Molecule: messenger RNA, 1656 nt
Organism: Trichoplax adhaerens
Lineage: Eukaryota; Metazoa; Placozoa; Uniplacotomia; Trichoplacea; Trichoplacidae
Exons: 16
Coding region: 1-1656 (551 amino acids)
Molecular function (GO): metal ion binding
Source: RefSeq, a predicted model, not a curated record
AUGUCUAGUCCAUCUCAUGCAAGUGAUUUUCAUCCAAUUUAUGAUGAAGACCAUGACUUAUCGGUGGCCACACCGGACGAUCCUGUUCGAUUGAUUGAGAGAAGAAACAUAUUAAGUUUGUCUAAACUAAGUAUUAAAUCACUUAUUGAUGCUUCCCUAAGGAUAGGCAGACACCUGGAGAACCCUGAUUUUCCACCGCUACUUGAGUUAUUUGUAGCGUUGGAAUUACUUUUGCGACACGGCUUGAAAGGUAAACGAAUGAUUCUUGGUCGUCGUAAGGAACCUUGGGAUAUAAUCGAGGCCUACUGUAAGAUUGCUUGUGAUGAAGAACUAAAUCAAAGCAUUCGUAGUUGUAGAAGCCUACCAAGUGUUAGAUCGAAUGUAGGUCGAUGGCGAGCUUGGCUUAGAAUUGCUUUAAUGCAGAAAAAAUUAUCAACUUACUUCUUAAAAAUUAUCAAUUGUAGAGAUAAUUUCUUAAGCGAAUUUUAUGAAAGCUAUGCGACCCUGAUGCAUGAAGAAAGUUCUGUCAUUGCUGGCUUAUUGAUUGGCCUGAACGUAAUUGAUAUUAAUAUCCCAAUGAAAGGCAUUAACUUAGACACACAGCCCUUAGUUAUUAAUUUAUCCAUGUAUUUCAAAGAUGAAAAUGCUGUAGGAUAUGAAGGUAGUGAAGAUAAUAACAGAUCAACUAUCACAACGCUUACGAAGAAACUAGAUUCUUCAAAUCAGUUAACAACGCAAAUGAGCAACAAUUUAACCAUAGCUUUAGCAAAGGGCCAAUGUGAGAAAGAACAAAAUGAAAAAUUGAAGAAUAUAAUAUCAAAUCUCAACAAAGAUUUCCAGCAGGCUUCUAUGUCUUCUCUAAAAGCAGCAUGGCAAAGUAUCCAUGAAAAAGAUGACACAAUAAGCGCUUUGAGACAACAGCUCGGUGAUGUUAAGCAACUGCUAAUUGAAUGGCAGAGCAAGGAUACCAAUUCCUCGAGCAAGUCCAAUCUAGAUCUGAUUGACACACUGCAAAGGAGAUGUGAUGAAAAAGAUGAAGUUCUUAAUAGCAAAGAAGCGAAUGGUAUUGAAUUAGAAAAACACACAAAAGCCUCGGAGCAACUAAAAUUUCGUCUACAACUGAUGGAAGAACAAUGCUCAAGCUUGCAAUCAGAACUAACUCAGCAGUUGCAGGAGAGAAAUGAUAUUCAGGCAACCCUUGCCGAUUUGCAGAAAGAAAACGAAAUUCUGCGUGACAGUCAACGGAAACUAAACAAAGAUAAAUCUAAAAUGAAUGAACUAGAACAAAAAUGUAAGGAAUUACAAAAGAAUUACGAAGAGCGUGAGCUCGCCCUAAUAGAAAUGGGAGAACAUUUAAGCAAAGCACACUUAAAAGCCUCAGACUAUAAAGAAGUAUCAAAAGCAUUUUCGGAAAGCGUCUGGAUUGACGAUAAAGCAAUCUCUGAUUGUCAGCAAUGUAAAAAAUCCUUUAGUGUUUCAAGGAGAAAGAUGUAUCUUCAAUCACAGCACCAUUGCCGUCACUGUGGUGGAGUUUUUUGUGGAAAUUGUUCUGAUAAUAAUAUGCCGCUACCAUCGUCUGCGAAGCCAGUUCGCGUAUGCGACGCCUGUUACACGUUUUUACUGACGCGAUAUAAUGCCUCAGCAAAACGAGAAUAA